CUCGGGCGGAGCAGGGAAGCCAGAGAGGAGCAAGGGGAAGGCGACUUCACCCACCGGAAAGUGGGCGAGCGCCCCGCGCUCCUGGCCGCCCGGGCUCCGAGGGCCGCAUCGCGGACGCCGUGGGCACCUUGCGGUGGGCCGCGGGCCGGGGCACUGCGCGGCGGCGGGCGGGAUGCUGCCGGUCCCCCGUCUGAGCGCCCGCGAUGGCCCGCGGCGCCGCGGCCUGUGCGAGCGACGCGCGGCUGCUGCUGGGCCGGGACGUGCUGCGGCCCGCGCCCGCGCUGCUGGCCCCCGCCGUGCUGCUGGGCGCCGCUCUCGGCCUCGGCCUCGGUCUGUGGCUCGGCUGCCGCGCGGGCCGCCUGCGCCCGCGACACCAGAAAGACGACACUCAGCAUCUACUCAAGAACGUGGAGCCUGGUGCACAGAGCCCCUCGGAGACCGGCUCCCCAUCCAGGAGGAGGAAGAGAGAAGCGCAGCCGUCGAGGGACGCAGAGGCCCCAGAUGAGUAUGAGCCGUCCUUCAACAGCAACAUCACAGCAUUCGCCCUGAAGGCCAAAGUCAUCUAUCCCAUCAAUCAGAAGUUCCGGCCCCUGGCUGAUGGCUCCUCCAACCCGUCCCUGCACGAGCACCUGAAGCAGGCAGUCCUGCCGCACCAGCCCACCGAGGCCUCCCCGGCCAGCAGCCUGGGCAGCCUGAGCCAGGCCGAGAAGGACGGCGGCAGCUCCUCAUCCAGCCUCCACUCGGCCAGCGACGACGGGUUCCUCGGCCGCAGCUUCCUGCGGGUGAGCAGCUUCCUGGAGGUGCUGGCCUGCGAGAGUGUGGACAUCGACCUGUGUGUCUACAGCCUUCACCUAAAAGACCUGCGGAGCCUGGACACGGCGCUGAGGCAGGAGAAGCACAUGACGCAAAAACAGUUCAAUGAAGGAAUGAGAAACUUUGGGAUACACGGUGCUGGAACAAUUGGACAACAACUUCAACCUCACAUUUUAUACACACAUGAACUCAAGUGGAUCCUGCAUUUAAAGAUGUUUAUUCAGAUUUUUAAAAUGUGCCUCCUGGACCUUCUUCCUAAGAAAAAGUCUGAUGACGAAUUAUAUCAGAAGAUUCUCUCAAAACAAGAACAGGAUUUGGAGGAAUUGGAAAAGGCACUUCAGGUCCAACUGUCGAGCACAGAAACUCUGGGCACCAGUGACUCUGGGUACGUCACCCUGGCAGACGUGGAGAAGAAGGAGAGGGAGCACAGCGACCAGCUCCUAGAUGACAUGGAAGCUUUCUGGAAACAGAUGGAAAACAUCCAGCACUUUCUUGUGGACCAAUUUAAAUGUUCCAGCUCCAAAGUGCGGCAGCUCAUGGCUACGCUGACAGAGACAAUGAUUGCAGCCGAAGGGCUCUUGUGCACGUCUCAGGACCUGCAGGCUCUGGACGCCCUGGAGAGAGCCAUGGGGCGGGCGCACAUGGCAAAAGUGAUCGAGUUCCUGAGGAUGCAGAUCCAGGAGGAGACCAAGUGCCGACUGGCCGCCAUCUCCCGCGGCCUGGAGCUGCUGCGUGUCCAGGGCAAGCUGUCCGGGCGGCAGAAGGAGGAGCUGCUGACCCAGCAACACAAGGCCUUCUGGGAGGAGGCAGAGAGCUUCAGCAGGGAGUUUGUCCAGAGAGGCAAAGACCUGGUCAAGGCGUCCCUGGCUCGCCAGGCAGAGGGGACAGCAACGCUCAUGCUGGCCCAGGAAGAGGAACGGAGGGGCUUCCUGGCCAACUCCCACCUGAACUCGGAUCCCGAGGAGUUUCUCAAGGCCUUUCACGAGGUCCUGGAGCGGCAGAGGCUGAUGCGAAGUGACCUGGAGGAGGAAGAGGAGCUCAGAACCACAGAGGCCAUGGCUGCCCUCUGCCAGGAGCUGUACUGCAGCACCAUGGGCACUUUCCAGGGCUGUGUGGACGCCCUGUUCCUGCAGACGCUGGGCGCCCGUGGCCUCCCCAGGGCGGAGUGUGAGGCCCUGCGGCAGGAGGUCCAGGAGGAUGCAGCACGGCGGCUGGGCAGGUCUGAUCGCUUCCGGAGGCGGCAGUGGGGACUUCUGCAGGAACUCCUGGAGCGAGACCAGCAGGUGUGGAUGGAGGAGUGUGCGCUGUCCACGGUGCUGCAGGACCAGCUGAGGGACAACCGCCAGCGCACCUUGCAGGGCGUCCUGAGCAGGCUGGGCGGCCUCACUGAAGAGUCCACGCGGGGCAUCCUGCAGGGGCACGAGCUGCUCCUGGGCUCUGCCCUCCGGAGGCUGGCCCUCCGCGGCAGCGCCGUCGCCACGCUGGCCCAGAUGAGGCUGUCUGGGAAGAAGAGCCUCCUGCAGGAGCUGCGUGAGCAGCAGGCGCUGGAGCAGGGCUCCUCCCACUGUCGGGACGAGCAUCAGUGGCAGCUACUCCAGGCCUUGGAGAUGCGUGUCCUGGAGGAGGCCGGCCGGCUGGAGGAGGAGGCGCAGCAGACGCGGCUGCAGCUCCAGCAGCAGCUGCUGGCCGAGGCCCAGGAAGCCGGGCAGCUCCUGCAGCAGCACUUGGAGCGAGCCAUCGGGCAGGCACUGCUGGGGCACGCACGGAAUGCGGCCACCAAGAGCCGGGCCAAUGACAGGGAUGACUUCAAGGGGACGCUGGUGGAGACAGUAGUGGAGAGCGUCUACGCCACCCGCGCUGGCGUCGGCCCCCUGGUGCAGGCCUAUUACCAGCAAGUCGGGAGGGUGAUGCAGGACCAGGAAGAGAGGAAGCUACAGCUCCUGAAGACCUUGCAGGGUGCGCAGCCUGGCCCCGGGACCAAGGCCACAGAAUGGACAGCUCCAAGCUGCGGAGGAAGCAAGAACUCGGGGACCCCGGGCCGGAGGACCAGAUGGCAGGUGGCACUCAGGGAGCCUCCCAGGCUGUCCACCAGAGGCUGCUGUCGCAGCAGAGGCGGCUCCUGGCCCAGUUCACGGAGCACCAGCGGCUCCGCCUGGAGGCGCAGAGGCAGAAGGCCAGGGUCCUGGACCAACUGGAGGCCCAGCUGGAGACGCAGCUGCAGGACGCGGAGCAGACCUUCAUCUCAGAGCUGGCAGCCUUGGCCCGCGUGCCUCUGGCCGAGAACAAACCGCUCUCCAGUAAGCGCGGGCUGCCAGAGAAGCCUCUACGGACCAAAAAGAAGAAGCCCCUGCCUCGAGAGAGAGGGGACCCAGGACUGCCCAGCGAUGGUGACCCUGCCUCGGGGGACCACGCCUCAGGGCUCCUCAGCAGCCAAAGGCCAGGUCAGCAAGAAGCCGAGGCUGGUGUCGGCGAGGACGGGAGGCAGGUGCUGAAGAGGAGCCAUCUGUAGCUCAAGGCUGCUGGGCAGGCCUGUGCCUGGGUGUGCAGGGCCUGUCCCCGCCACAGCCUGGGGGACGUGGGGGCGGCUCUGAGAGAGGACGGAGGGGGGGGAACCGGCCAGACGGCCGCGCCUGAGAUGGUUGGGAGCUCCUCCUAGGCGGCUUCGAGCCCGCUCAGCUCCCUGCCCGGGUGACUCCUCCUGAGGGUCAUCCUUCCCUGGCCUCCUGUGCCCAGCUCUACCCGUGUCCUGAAGCUACCAGAACCUGCCUCCCACAAGCUGAGGUCACCUGGCACAGCCCCGGGCACUCUGCGCCCAGCUUCUCCGCCCAGUGCUCCCAGGAGGGCCCCUCAGGCUAGCUGUACUUCCUGGAUCCGAGGUCAUCCCCUGGUCCCGCCAUCCCCUACACCCGCCAGGGGCUGCUCAGCAUUCCCCUCAGGACCACGUCCUUGCUUGGUACUUUCUGUCCUUUGACUCAGCCAGCACCGAGAACCGGUCACCAAGACAGUGUCCGAAUCCCGGGGCCAACAACCCAGGACAGGCUGCUACCUCAGCUCUUCCCUGCUGUGACUAAAAGACCCGAUUAGAACA
Messenger RNA from Marmota monax (woodchuck), 3901 nucleotides. It is a transcript of the gene Evc, whose product is annotated as EvC ciliary complex subunit 1. The transcript has 22 exons. Bases 204 to 3305 code for a protein of 1033 amino acids. The record is from RefSeq and is a predicted model, not a curated record. Gene Ontology annotation, biological process: smoothened signaling pathway. NCBI's taxonomy places the organism in Eukaryota, Metazoa, Chordata, Mammalia, Rodentia, Sciuridae.